This is a messenger RNA of Camelina sativa (false flax), 1199 nucleotides long. The record is from RefSeq and is a predicted model, not a curated record. Lineage: Eukaryota; Viridiplantae; Streptophyta; Magnoliopsida; Brassicales; Brassicaceae.
CGAAUCAUCUUAUAUAGUUUGCUUUGCUACAAAAACUAUACCAUACAGAGUCGUCUCUCUCUCUUGUUCUCUCUUGUUCAUCUCAAACAUCAAUGGCGGGAGCUUCGGAUUCUCCGCUCGUACUCCUUCACCGACCACCGUCUCUGGAUUUCAUGGACGAGAUUCUCAGCCGCAACUUCCGAAUCCUCAACACUAACAAUUCAUCGGAGCCACUCCCGAUCUUCCUCUCCCGUCACGCCUCCUCAGCUAGAGCUUUCGUCGUCGUCGGCAGAUUCUUUGUAACCGCCGAGAUCCUCUCUUAUCUACCUUCUCUCCAGCUACUCGUCUGUGGAAGCGUCGGCGUCGAUCACGUCGACUUGGCUGAGUGCAAGCGCCGCAGGGUCGUUGUAACGAACGCUCGCAACGCGUUCUCGGAUGACGUUGCGGAUUGCGCCGUCGGGUUGCUUAUAAGCGUCCUCCGUCGUAUUCCCGCCGGCGAUCGGUUUAUCCGGUCUGGUGAUUGGGAGAAAUCUGGAGAAUUCCGACUAGGGUCCAAGGUUAGUGGCAAGCGAGUUGGGAUACUUGGAUUUGGGAGCAUUGGAUCGUUUGUAGCUAAAAGACUUGAAGGCUUUGACUGUGUCAUCUCUUAUAACUCAAGGAGCGAGAAACCGAGUGUUCCGUACCGGUACUACUCCGACAUUCUCUCUUUAGCAGCCAACAACGAUGUUCUCGUUCUCUGCUGCUCUUUGACGGAGCAAACGCACCACAUUGUGAACAGAGAAGUGAUGGAGUCGCUUGGUAAAGAUGGGGUUAUUAUCAAUGUGGGACGAGGGAAGUUGAUUGAUGAGAAGGAGAUGGUGAAAUGUCUGGCCGAUGGUGUGAUUGGUGGUGCUGGUUUAGAUGUGUUUGAGAACGAACCGGCAGUUCCUGAGGAGUUGUUUGGUUUGGAGAAUGUUGUCUUGUCUCCACAUUCUGGUGUGGCCACGCAAGGGUCUUUGGACAAUGUUGCAGAGAUCACUCUAGCUAACUUGAAGGCGUUUUUCUCGAACCGGCCUUUGCUUUCGCCGGUUCGGUUGGAUUGAGAGAGCGUCCGGUUUAAUUUUAUUAACCAAAUAAUUCAAAAGCCAAAGCCCAAAGGAAGAGUAUUCAUGCAACAUGCUUUGACUUUGUGUAUUUAAAGUUUUCGUUUAAGAUAUUAUCAAAACAAACUUUAAAAUAUA